AUCUUUCUUCGCAUUUUCAGUCCAACUCAACCUUCGCCACAGAGACGACCCGCCAUAUAACAGCGACACGUCUAUCCUUAGCUCGUAGAAUCAUAUCCUGGCGAGGCCGCCGGAUGGCUUUUGCAGCACAAUUAGCUGCUUCCGUACCACUACUCUGCUCAGUAAAGGCCACUUCCACUGCGGUUAAGAAGAGUAAGGCUGCGCCGAAGCCCAAGGCGGGGCACGGCGGUGCUUUGGACAAUGUAGUGGAGGUGGUUCGUAAGGACUCGGAAUUUCUAAAGAAAGGCAUCGCCAAAGGCCUGCGAUGGGCCAACGAGGCCUUUCGAAUCCCUCAGGUCUCGAAAUCGGUUAGCGAUGUGGUUUGGUUGCGGAAUAUCGAGGACCCGAAUGCUUCUGCUGCUGAGCUUAAGAGUCGGACUCGUUGGCCUCAACCUAGCUAUCCAGAACUGUCGGGAUUAGACUUGUUUAUGGCUGAUCUCAGAGCACUAGAGGCAUACUCAAAUUAUUUCUACUGUCUCGUGAAGCUAUGGACUGGGCCACUUCCUGAAAAAUAUGAUCCUCAAGAAGUUGCUGACUAUUUCAAAUUGAGGCCGCACAUAGUGGCUUUCCGUCUUCUUGAGGUAUUCACUGCCUUUGCCUCUGCCACAAUCAGAUUUCAGAUCUUUGGGAUUCUUCCCACUAUGAAUACGGAAAUUGAUAGAGAAACUUCAAGAUAUGUCUUUGGAUGUGUGUUAAAGGAGACAAUGCUAAGCUUGGGCCCCACUUUUAUAAAAGUUGGUCAGUCUCUCUCCACAAGACCAGAUAUUAUUGGUUCUGAAAUUUCAAAGGCAUUGUCUUCACUGCAUGAUCAAGUCCCUCCUUUUCCAAGGGCUACAGCUAUGAAGAUUAUUGAGGAAGAAUUAGGUUCUCCAAUUGAAAAAGUAUUUAGCUACAUCUCUGAGGAGCCUGUUGCUGCAGCUUCAUUUGGUCAGGUCUAUAGAGGAAAUACUCUUGAUGGUUUUAGUGUUGCUGUGAAAGUUCAGCGUCCUGAUCUACGCCAUGUGGUAGUUCGGGAUGUUUAUAUUCUACGCAUUGGGCUGGGUCUUUUGCAAAAGAUAGCAAGAAGGAAAAAUGAUCUUCGCCUUUAUGCUGAUGAGCUUGGGAAAGGUUUAGCUGGGGAAUUAGAUUACACAUUGGAGGCUGCAAAUGCUUCAGAAUUUAUGGAUAUACAUUCUCGUUUUUCCUUUAUCCGUGUACCAAAAGUUUUACCACAUCUCAGUAGAAAGAGAGUUUUAACAAUGGAAUGGAUGGUUGGUGAAAGUCCAACGGAUUUAAUGACGAUAUCUACAAAGGAUUCUGUUGGUCAUCAUUCAACAAAUUCAGAGAGACUGCAAAAUGAUGCCAAGCGCCGUCUGCUUGAUCUAGUAAACAAAGGAGUAGAGGCAUCACUAGUUCAACUCAUUGAGACUGGCUUACUGCAUGCUGAUCCACAUCCUGGAAAUCUGCGUUACACUUCUUCAGGACAAAUAGGGUUUCUUGAUUUCGGAUUGCUUUGUCGGAUGGAAAAGAAGCAUCAGUAUGCCAUGCUUGCGUCCAUAGUGCAUAUUGUAAAUGGUGAUUGGGCAUCUCUUGUGCAGGCACUUUGUCAAAUGGAUGUCAUAAGGCCAGGGACUGAUAUGAGACUUGUUACCAUGGAACUGGAGAUUGCUUUAGGAGAAGUUGAAUUUAAGGAUGGAAUUCCUGAUGUAAAAUUUAGUCGGGUUCUUGGUAAAAUAGUGUCUGUGGCAUUCAAGUAUCAUUUCCGCAUGCCUCCAUAUUAUACCCUUCUCCUCCGGUCUCUUGCUUCGUUAGAAGGAUUAGCAAUGGCUGCAGAUCCAAAGUUUAAAACAUUUGAAGCUGCUUACCCCUAUGUUGUUCGGAAACUUCUCACAGAUAAUUCACCUGCCAUGAGGAAGAUCCUACACUCUGUGGUCCUGAAUAGAAGGAAAGAAUUCCAAUGGAAAAGGCUUUCUCUUUUCUUAAGAGUUGGAGCAACUAGGAAAGGGUUGCAUUCUGUGCUGGGGUCCAACUCUCAAGAAUCACUUGUUUAUUCUGCCAAGGAAGUCAGUGGGACAGUUGAUGUUGCAAACUUGGUGGUAAGAUUACUACCCUCUAAAGAUGGUGCAGUGCUAAGAAGGCUCCUGAUGACAGCAGACGGAGCUUCAUUAUUUCGUGCAAUGGUUUCAGAGGAGGCAAAUGUCUUCCGUCAACAUUUCUGCAGGGUUCUUGCAGAUGUACUGUAUCAAUGGAUGUCUAAAGCUCUGGGAAAAGCUACACAGUUCAGUUCCGACGUUCAGUUGGCAACUGGAACGGCUAUCUAUGAUUAUAAACUGAUCCUGAGAGAUCAACGGCUCAAAGUGAUUUUCUUCAACGCACUUUCUUCUGCAAGGAAAGAUCCAAUCCUGAUGCUGAGAUCCUUCUUCUCCCUGUGCGUGAUCUUUGUCAAAGCUUCAGCUUUGGCUUGUCAUCGCGUCCUUGUUUCUUUCUCCGAAACUUACUUGGAUCGUCUAUCUUUUGCUCCAAGGAAAUUCGCAAUGGGUGCCAAUUCAUAGGAAUGCUUGCACUUGACUAGAGGCAGCCAUGGUUUUCUAUCUACAUAGUACGUGUUGAUGUUCUCUUUCGGCUUCAAUAAAUUACUACAAAACAUACAAAGUGUUGUAUAUAAACGCUAUCUUUUUUCACCAGUUCUGUAUAUUAGUGCAUUUAUAUUUCUAAUUAUAGCAACUAAAAUUAGGUAGGUAUCAGAUACCAUUAGAGGUAGAUGUAUUCGGUGAUUAGUGCAUUGUAUUAAUUAUUUAAAUUUGAUUGAUUGAUUGUAUUAGCUAAUUUGAUUCAUCAAUUAAUUGCGUAAUUAAUGUUUGGUAAAA
Messenger RNA from Ipomoea nil (Japanese morning glory), 2885 nucleotides. RefSeq lists its product as uncharacterized. The record is from RefSeq and is a predicted model, not a curated record. Gene Ontology annotation, molecular function: ATP binding; protein kinase activity. Gene Ontology annotation, biological process: protein phosphorylation. The transcript is spliced from 16 exons. Lineage: Eukaryota; Viridiplantae; Streptophyta; Magnoliopsida; Solanales; Convolvulaceae. The coding region runs from base 114 to 2570 and encodes 818 amino acids.